This is a messenger RNA of Brachypodium distachyon (stiff brome), 683 nucleotides long. RefSeq names its product putative lipid-transfer protein DIR1. The transcript has 2 exons. Bases 42 to 380 code for a protein of 112 amino acids. The record is from RefSeq and is a predicted model, not a curated record. Lineage: Eukaryota; Viridiplantae; Streptophyta; Magnoliopsida; Poales; Poaceae.
CAAGAAGAAAAACAACAGAAGCAUUAGGACACUCCAGCAAGAUGUCUCAGCUUACCUCUGCUAGCCUGGCUGCGACGAUGCUCCUUCUCCUUGCUGCUACAGCGGCGGCUACCACCUCAGCUCUGGCAGGUUCAGACUGCCAGAAUGACAUUCAGAUGCUGGAGACCACCUGCUACAAGUACGUGGCGAAGGACGCACCAACAUCACCACCGUCACAGGAGUGCUGUGAUACUAUGAAUGGUGUGGACGUGCCCUGCGUCUGUAGCUACCUGGGUGCACCCGGCAUCAAGGAGAAUAUAAGCAUGGAGAAGGUAUUCUACGUUGCCCAGCAGUGUGGCGUCAGCAUCCCUGGGAACUGCGGUGGAUCAAAGCGGGCCUGAGGCAAGAACAGUUGAAUGGCAAGGUUGGCUAACAUAAGCAAGGCAGUUAGCACUGCUACAAUAAAUAAGAAGUUGGUCAACUUUUAGUUGGAUGAUGUUGGAGUACAAGGAAUGCAUUGCCAUUCAGCAUGUUGGAAUUAUCUAUACUUGACUAUGUUGCUAUUGGAAAGACUAUUGACCAGGCGAUCACCUGUUUGUUGAUUUAUCAAGUUUCUUGGCUUGCGAAAAUGCCAAAACAAAGAUGAAUCUAUAAAUUAUAAUAGCAUUCGUAUAAGUAUAAGAAAAAGAACUCAUUUGGGACGA